AUGCAGGAGUUUGUGAUGGUAGCUAGACAGUUAUGGCUGAGAAGAAAUUCCUUUAUCUACAAAAACAUAUUCCUACCUCCAAACUGUCUACUCAGAGAAACCAGUUUGAAACUACAGCUGCUAAAAGAAGAGAAGGACAAGAAUCAGAUACAAAAGAAGGGCCAACAGACACAGAAUUCAGCUGAGGCGUGGCAGAGUCCACCUGCAAACUGGUUUAAAGUCAAUUGGGAUGGGGCGGUAGACAAAGCAAAAUGCUUGAUUGGCAUAGGUGUAGUUGUAAGGGAUGAGAAAGGUCAGAUCAUAGCUACAAUGAGGCACAAGAAGAUGCAGCUCCCCGACCCUCUACUAACAGAAUCCUAUGGGGCUUUAAUAGCUGUUCGUUUUGCCAAGGAUCUGGGACUGACACAGAUCGAAUUGGAGGGUGACUCACUCCUGGUAACAAAGGCACUACAGGAAGAAAAUGAAGCAUGGAGCAGUACUAGCAUGUUUAUCUGUGAGACUAGAACAUGGCUUAAAACUUUUGCAAUGUGGCGUGUUUCUCAUGUUAGGAGAAACGGUAACAACAUAGCCCAUUUGUUAGCAAAAGGUUCUCUUAGCAUUUCUGAUGACUUUAAUGUAACAAUGGAGGACAUUCCUCAGUGUAUUUCUCCUUUAGUUCAAUGA
Messenger RNA from Carya illinoinensis, 663 nucleotides. RefSeq lists its product as uncharacterized. The coding region runs from base 1 to 663 and encodes 220 amino acids. NCBI's taxonomy places the organism in Eukaryota, Viridiplantae, Streptophyta, Magnoliopsida, Fagales, Juglandaceae. Gene Ontology annotation, molecular function: RNA-DNA hybrid ribonuclease activity; nucleic acid binding. The transcript has a single exon. The record is from RefSeq and is a predicted model, not a curated record.